AUGCGCAACCCCGAAUUGGAACCGGACUUCUCAGAACGAGCCAGCAAAAGGCGACGCCUUUCUUCCCCGACGCAGGAAGGCUCAUAUGCAACCAUGAGCCCCGCCAUGCCUACUAUCGAGCUCACUCCGCUUGAGAGCACCCUACGAACCCUACUUCUCGAUGUCGCACAAUACAUCACCGAGCAGCAAACCACCAAGGAAGGUAUUGCUGUGAAUGAUCACUCCGAGACUGUCUUGCGCUUCACAGGUGGGUGGGUCAGGGACAAGCUGCUCGGAAUAGGGAGCCAUGAUGUCGACGUGGGCAUCAGCAACAUGACGGGAUAUCAGUUUGGUAUGGCCCUGAAGGACUAUCUGGAUAUUCCAGAGAAUCUUGAAAAAUACAAAAAAGGUCCGAAUGGGGAAAUGCACGACGCCAUUGUGAGCCUUCACAAGAUCGAGGCCAACCCAGAAAAGUCAAAGCACCUCGAGACCGUCACAACCAAGAUCUUCGGCCUGGAUAUUGAUUUGGUCAAUCUGCGCAAGGAAACAUACACAGAUGACAGUCGAAAUCCUCAGAUGGAGUUCGGUACCGCUGUCGAAGACGCUCUGAGACGCGAUGCAACUAUCAAUGCGCUUUUCUACAAUCUUAAUGAGUCACGGCUCGAGGAUCUCACUGAGAGAGGAUUGGACGACAUGAAGAAAAACACUAUUCGAUGCCCGAUGGAACCAUACCAAACUUUCAAAGAUGACCCACUGCGUGUGCUUCGAUUGAUCCGCUUCGCGAGUAGACUGGGGUACCGAAUUGAGCCCGAAACUGAAGCUGCUAUGCAGAUUGAAGAUAUUCGUGAGGCAUUGAAGCUCAAAAUCAGUAAAGAGCGAGUGGGAGCCGAGCUGGAAAAGAUGUUGCGUGGCUCCGACCCUCGCGGUGCAUUGCAGUUCAUUGAUCGUCUCCAACUGUUUCCCACUAUAUUCGCUAAUCAUCAGGACGACGUCAAGGCUGAUACAUCGACAUGGCCCCUUGCCUACAAUACUUUGGCACGAUUGCUGCAUCCAGAGGCUGGUGACAGCGAAGAACUUCGGACAGUUACUAAGCGCCUUCGUGAAAUCUUAUUCCGCGACGAAACUACCAUAUACUAUGCCUGGAUGAUUGCAACCUUCGCUCCUUGGACUUCGAUCCCUGGCCGUGCCGGGAAAGGAACCAAACCUGUGCCCCCGCGAGCAGUUGAGGUUGGCAGGGACAGCCUUCGCAGUGAUAACAAGACCCUCAAUGCGCUCCGCGCUGCUGCUCUGCAUUACAAGGACACAAUUGCGAUCAAGACAUGUCUUCUCGCCAACGAAUUGAGUGGAACACCGGCGGAAAUUCGACAACGCAUUGGGUUGCAAAUGCGGUCGUGGAAUAAGGACUGGAAGCUUUGUAUUCUCCUGGCCAUCCUGCAAGAAAACAUGGCGCUCCGUGACUUUGCAGAAGGUAAAACCCAUCCCUUGAUGAUAAUCUCCCCAUUCUUACGAUUUGUAGUGGCCCGUGAAUACGACCAGUUCCUUGCGUAUAUUGUAGAAAACGAUCUGGAGGGUGUUUGUGAUCUCAAGCCCAUUGUAAAUGGCGACGAAAUUAUGAAAAGUCUGGGGGCCAAAAAGGGACCUUGGAUGUCCAAGGCAGUUAACAUGGCUCUGGAAUGGCAACUUCUUCAUCCUGAUAGCACCGACAAGGAAAAGGUGCUGGAAGAGAUUGCGGGUCGACGAGCAGAAUUGAUGUGA
Molecule: messenger RNA, 1734 nt
Organism: Penicillium digitatum Pd1
Lineage: Eukaryota; Fungi; Ascomycota; Eurotiomycetes; Eurotiales; Aspergillaceae
Source: RefSeq, a predicted model, not a curated record